Molecule: messenger RNA, 1698 nt
Organism: Aspergillus nidulans FGSC A4
Lineage: Eukaryota; Fungi; Ascomycota; Eurotiomycetes; Eurotiales; Aspergillaceae
Product: flavin-containing monooxygenase
Exons: 4
Coding region: 1-1698 (565 amino acids)
Molecular function (GO): N,N-dimethylaniline monooxygenase activity; NADP binding; flavin adenine dinucleotide binding
Source: RefSeq, a predicted model, not a curated record
AUGGGUAGCGCAACCAUCAAUCAACCGGUCGGUAAUACGGACUAUACGCAGUCGACCGUUGCGAUUAUUGGGGCGGGGAUUUCGGGAAUGUGCAUGGCCAUUGACCUUCUCCGUCGCAACCACCGCAACUUUGUCAUCCUAGAGAAGGGCAGCUCGGUCGGGGGUACCUGGAACGAUAAUAAAUAUCCUGGCUGUGCUUGCGAUGUCUGGAGUGCCCUAUACAGCUAUUCCUUUGAGCAGCGGUCUACUUGGACACGCGAAUACCCGGGCCAGGAGGAAAUUCUGCACUAUCUCACCGGCAUUGCUGGGAAGUACGGUCUCUACCCGCACAUCAGAUUCAAUUCGACCGUCGAGGAGGCGCGAUGGGACGACGAGGCCCGGAAAUGGAAGAUCAAGGUGUCUGUGUCCGGCGCGAAAGAUGCCCAGUUCCAGGAGGGAUACGAACUGUCGGCAAAUGUGCUCAUUUCAGGUGUCGGACAGCUGAAUCAGCCGGCCUGGCCAAAUAUCGACGGGAUGAAUGAAUUCAAGGGGAAGAGUAUGCAUUCGGCGCGAUGGGACUGGACGUACGAUUUCAAGGGGAAGAGGAUCGCUGUGAUCGGGAACGGUGCGACUGCGACUCAGAUCGUACCAGAAGUCGCAAAAACAGCGUCGCAUCUGACGGUCUACCAGCGGACUCCGCAAUGGAUCAUCCCCCGAGACGACAAGCCUGUGCACCCGGCGCAGAAAGCAUUGCUCUCUUUCCCGUUCUUCCGAAACUGCAAGCGCUCGUUCAUGAUGCUCUACCGCGAGAUGAGCCACGACUUCAUCGUCAAGUCGGACGCCAAAAACUCGCAAGAAGUCCGGGAGCUCUGCAUCGGGCAUAUCAAGAAGGGCCUUCCCUCAAAGCCGGAAUUGUGGGAUGUUCUCACACCCAGCUAUCCACCCGGUUGCCGCCGGAUCUUGGCCUCUGAUGACUACUACCCAGCGCUGGGCCGGGAGAACGUCAAGCUGGACACGCGCAACAUCCAGCGCAUCACCGAGACGGGGAUCCAGACCGCCGAUGGCGAGACAACUGACUUUGACCUCAUCGUAUACGCAACCGGUUUCCGCACGGUUGAGUUCCUGCACCCGAUCAAAGUGUACGGCGCAGGCGGACGCGACCUGGCCGAGAUCUGGGACGGCGGCGCGACGGCCUACUACGGCGUGACGGUCGAGGAGAUGCCGAACUUCGGGCUGCUGUACGGACCCAACACGAACCUGGGCCACAACUCGAUCAUUCUGAUGAUCGAAGCGCAAAGCCGCUACCUCGCCGCACUGAUCGACCCGGUCAUCCGUGCCAAAGAGGCCGGCGUAUCACUGGCGAUCCAGCCCAAGACAGAGAUCGUCCGGGCCUUCAACGCGGACAUCCAGAAACGCCUGGGGAAGAGCAACUUCGCCGACCCGGCGUGCAACAGCUGGUACAAAACGGCCGACGGCCGGAUCACGAACAACUGGCCCGGCACGGUGGUCGAGUACCAGCAGGCGCUGUCGCGGGUGCGAUGGACAGACUACAUUGUCGACGAGGAAACCAUGAAGUUUGUCGGCAAGAAUGAGACGAGGAUCGGACACGUGGAAGAGGUAUGGCCGGUCAGCAAGUCAACACUGCUGCUGGGGCUGAGCGUGGCAGUGGCGGCCGGGGGGUGGUAUCUCCAGGGGGCCAGGGCGUCCAGGCGGCGCUGA